This is a messenger RNA of Colletotrichum truncatum, 1359 nucleotides long. RefSeq names its product glucan 4-alpha-glucosidase. Lineage: Eukaryota; Fungi; Ascomycota; Sordariomycetes; Glomerellales; Glomerellaceae. The record is from RefSeq and is a predicted model, not a curated record.
AUGUCUACCCAGACAGGAACAGCCUCAAGAAGGCCAAAGUUGUCCUUGACUAUCAAGACAUCACCCGCUCCCCAUACGACUAUCAACAGAUCCUUGGCUCUUGUUGAUCCAAAGUCUCCAACAACCUUUAACACCCUCUCCAAUGUCUACGCCACCGCCAUCGAAAGGUCAACGCCUGUAAUCACGGAGCCUUUGACAGCUAUCAACACUUUCCAACCACCGACCGGCUUGAAGGAUAUUGUGGCUCCUCAGCACCGGAUUCAGACGCCGUAUGCUGUCUCAUAUCCUGCAACGCCGUUGACAGCUCAUCCAUUAUCACCCUCUGUUGCCAUGGAGAUCACAUUCCCCAGCACUAUGACGGCGACACCUCCGCUGUCAGCCGGCCCUGUUGAAGGUCCUCAGAUGUUUGGUUUUUCGCCAAUCGAUGUCCAGACCCCGCUGACGGCUCUGGUAAUUGACCAGCCGGCGCCUCGCUCCCUCCGUAAACGAAGCGACCUUACUUUGACUAGUCUCAAGUUGCCUUAUAGCCACCCUCGAUCUCUCCACAGUAUCCUCCGCAACUCGCCGCUUCCACCUCCGAGUGCUCGGACACCUAUAUCCCCACGUCGUCAAUCCUUGCGCUUGCAAGAGAAGGCAGCUCGCCGAGUAGCCUACAACAGCCCGAUUGAACAGACUAUCAUAACCAACAAGUACACCAAGUCCCACAUCGACUUACUUAUCGAAGAUGCAUCGCCCUCAUCACCAGCAACGGCACAGGAGCAGCAAGACACCAUCCUGGAUCUCGCACUUGCUUUCGAAGGCAACGAAACGCGCGACGGCGGAAUGACACCUGGUCCGUUUGAGGAGAUGCGUCGGCGGAUGGCCGGCCUUGCAGCCAACUCACCUGUUGUGGCCAGCCCUACAGUAGCCAGUCCUUCGGGUGGCAUCAGAAAGCGAAAGCGCAAGGAGAAGAAGCGGCGUUGGGUCUGGACGAUCGGCAACCAAGAGGAGGAUCCAGAGCAUGUUGGUGGCGCCGUAGCGGCUUUGCGGGCGGCUGAGGCGGCAGAAAAGAAGACCGCCGAUGACAGGGAGCAGAAGGCUAUGCCUCCCGCCGUUGAAGUGCAACCGUGCAGUGAUCUCCCUACACCCAGUGUCGAGACAUUUGAAGAGGCUGCAGAUGUGGAGAUGUCAGACACGUGUAGCGUCUCAUGCGGCCAAGGGCCAGCAGCCGGGGAUACGGACAUGGACCUCACAACACCGACGGUAUGCAGGCGUCCCACGCCACGCAAUGAUCGACUUGGCUCGGCAGACCUUUUCAAUCCAGAAACGGGGAGCAGGAGGGACACUCCCAUUCCUCCCGAUUUAGUGGUUAGCUGCUGA